This is a messenger RNA of Aplysia californica (California sea hare), 663 nucleotides long. RefSeq lists its product as uncharacterized. The transcript is spliced from 4 exons. The coding region runs from base 91 to 645 and encodes 184 amino acids. The record is from RefSeq and is a predicted model, not a curated record. NCBI's taxonomy places the organism in Eukaryota, Metazoa, Mollusca, Gastropoda, Aplysiida, Aplysiidae.
AAAGGGCGUAAAAACGAUGUGUGCGUUUUUCAGAUUGUGCUAUUCGGUACUGGCGGAGAGACACACAACGGCUCGCUGUGGCGCCUGGAGAUGGACAGUCUCAAACGAGGAAUGGUUGACAGGGCAAAGAGAGUGUCCUCGGACAGUCACAAAGGCGUCAUGACGCCCCCAGCGCUUGCUGACGUCACUGGUGACGGGGUGGAAGAUAUCGUCAUACCUAUGUUCAACUCCACGGUACUGGCUAUCAAUGGCGAUACUUUCCAGCCGCUGUGGAGUAAUCAAUUCCCUAUGUCAGAGACCUACAGCACUCCUGCCGUGGGCUUUUAUAACGAAGACGAUGUCCCAGAUUUUUUGGUCAAGUACGCACAUGGGCCAGGAUACCCAAUCUAUUAUUAUUCAGAGACUACAGUGCUGGACGGGAAGACAGGCAAAAGACUGAUUGAGCCACCACUGAGGGAUACAAUCGGCGCACAGGCCUCUCCUCUCACCGUCAGCCUAGAGGGGCUGGGGAACGACGUGUUUCUGGUCUGGAUGGCCGACUGUAAGGGUCAUGAGGGCUCUUCAGAUGAGUACUCUUUUGUGAAAGGUGAGCAAGACUUUGGUGGUGUCAGUGAGUGGAAGAUAGAUAGAGAGAUAGAUAGAUAGAUAGAUAGACAUACAAAC